UCCACUUCCACUUCCACUUCCACUUCCAUUCCCAUUCCCAUUCCUGAACCAGAAAAUGGACACACAAACACUCAAAUUUCCGAACCAGACAAUGGUGUUCUCAAUGGAACUCCUACUAAAUUAGAAGAUCCAAGCCAUUCUAAUAAUAUAGCCCAGAUCAUAUAAACAGUACAUAAAAUUUGUAUAGUUAAUAUAGCGAUAGAGAGAGAAAAAAAGGACCGACCCAUCGCAGCUGAUAGCCGCGUAGCGUAUUUUUUGUUUACAUUAUCAAAUACCAAAUGUCAACGUAAACUAAACACAGAUCACAAAUCACAAAUCACAUAGAGUACUAAUGAGUAGUUCAAGUGACUCAAUAGAGGAGUUACUAAGUACUGGUUGGGAAUGCGUGAAUCCUAAAAGUACUGGUACAUCUCUCAAUGACAAUGAAUAUAUCUAUAUAGCUCAAUUAGUAAAGAUCAUUGAAAAACUUGAAAGUGUAUUACUGAUUAAACAAUUAUUAACAGAUGAUGAAUUGAAAUUGCUACGAAAUAUGAUUCAAACGUCACCCCUGAUGAAAUUGCACCGCAAUCAAUUAAAGGAAUUUCUUUUGAAAAUGGUCCAUUUUGAUAGAUUUGAAAUAUUUCUUCAAACUCGUUUUCAGAUAUCUCCUGGAGCUGUAAGAAUCAUUGUUAACAAAUCAACCGAUAAUAAUAAUAUUAAUAAUAUUAAUAAUAGUAAUAAUAACAUUAAUAUUCAUGAUGUAAAUAGUAAGUAUAAAGUUAAUAAUAAUAACAAUGUUGAAAAUGAACAGAGCCGGUUCUCUUUCCAAAAACAACAAUUGAAUACCCCUCCACCCGAAGUAAAUCAUUUAAAACUUCAAGAGAAGAAUACUGAAAUUCAAAGAUUAACUACAGAGAUUAGUAGUCUACAAUUAAGUUUGGAAAUUAAAGAUAGAAGGAUACGAGAGUUAGAUGAUGAACUUCAGACCAUAAAUAAGCAUGUCCAUAAUAUAGAACAACAACUUCGUAAACGACCAGAACAAAGAAAUACUAAUGAUUUAUUGAAUCGAAUAAAGGAUAAAGAUGGUAAUAUAAAAAGUUUACAACAAUUAUGUAACCAAUAUCAAAAGGAAAUUAAAGAAUUGAAGAAUCAACAGUCGGUAAAUAAAUUGCAAAUGAAUGAAUUAAUUAAAAAUUUAAAUGAAAAUGAUAGAUUAAUAAGUAAUGUUCAAAAUAAGUUUAAAAUUGAAAAUAAAAUUGAUUCAAUUAUAUUAAAUUUACCAUUUAUAAAGCAAUAUUAUAAUUUCUUUAAAUAUCGGAAACAACAACGUAAUUGGGGGUUAGUAGUUAUUAAUAUUAUAACAUUAAUUUUAACUACUAUAAUAUUAUUAAAUGGUUUACAAUUUGUAUUAUAUGUAACAUUAUGGUUCAUUACUUCAUUAAGUUCAAAGAAUCAACAAUUAGAAUAUGUUUAUGAUAAUUAUGGUGAUCCAUUAUUUGGUUUACAAUCCACAUUCCAAUGGUGGAAAGAGAUAGAAUGGUUAGAAUAUUUAAUUUAUACAAUACAAGAUUGGUAUUUAUAAUUUAUAAUUUAUAAUUUAUAAUUUAUGACUUAUAAUUUAAUUCUUUUUCAUUAAAU
Molecule: messenger RNA, 1617 nt
Organism: Scheffersomyces amazonensis
Lineage: Eukaryota; Fungi; Ascomycota; Pichiomycetes; Serinales; Debaryomycetaceae
Exons: 1
Coding region: 332-1561 (409 amino acids)
Source: RefSeq, a predicted model, not a curated record